Molecule: messenger RNA, 450 nt
Organism: Dibothriocephalus latus
Lineage: Eukaryota; Metazoa; Platyhelminthes; Cestoda; Diphyllobothriidea; Diphyllobothriidae
Source: the annotation of a GenBank genome assembly
GUUUGGUUUCAAAAUGCCAGAGCCAAGUUUAGGCGGAGUGUUUUGCGACCAACCCAGAACUGCCUCACCAGUCUAGACAGCACAAACACCAACUGCUCUGACGGCCAACACAUCAGCACUAUACUCAGUGAGCCAACCGCAGCGCAGGGUCAUGAUGCUAGGUUCAACCAAUCAGGAGACGACAACCUCAGCUGUGUACUCUCCGAUGAGCCGCGGACUGUCAAUUCAGAGGAUCCGGAAGCACUGGAACGGUUUGUCCUCAACGACUCCUUCCUUGACUCUGCACAGGAGCCUUUCCUUGGCGCAAACGACAGUGGGUUGUGCGAGGAGGAUGCUGAUGUUGUCCGACAGAGACCACGAUCAAAACCACGAGAGGAGAAUGAGCUCUCGGAAUUUUUUGGCUCAUCACCUCUACCUCUGCCAAUCCUCGACCAGGGCCCAUGUACCUGA